GUUGACAAAAGACAAGAAAUAGCGAAAAGCAAAGCAACGCAACGCAACCAGUAUCUAACACACAAGUAACUGAGAGGAAGCAUUGCAGCCAUCGACCAAUUUCAAUUGUCACUUUCUCAGAGAGACCAGAGAGAGAAUGAGCGGGGAAGGCAAGACUGUGUGCGUGACGGGUGCGUCCGGGUUCAUAGCCUCAUGGCUGGUUAAGUUGUUGCUCCAACGUGGUUACACUGUUCGAGCCUCUGUUCGCGACCCUUCUGAUCAGAAGAAGACGGACCACUUACUUGCACUUGAUGGAGCCAAGGAGAGACUUCACUUGUUUAAAGCAAACCUAUUGGAAGAAGGUUCCUUUGAUUCUGUGGUUGAUGGGUGUGAAGGUGUUUUUCAUACAGCAUCUCCAUUUUUUGUUACACCCUCGGAUCCACAGGCAGAAUUGAUUGAACCAGCGUUAAAUGGAACACUAAAUGUUUUGGGAUCAUGUGCCAAAAACCCAACUGUCAAAAGAGUGGUUUUGACAUCAUCUAUAGCUGCAGUUGCAUACAAUGGUAGGCCUCGAACUUCUGAUGUGAUAAUUGAUGAGACUUGGUUUUCUGAUCCAGAGUCAUGCAAGGAAAAUAAGCUUUGGUAUCAGCUGUCCAAGACUCUAGCAGAGGAUGCUGCCUGGAAGUUUGCAAAAGAGAAAGGUAUUGACAUGGUUGCAAUAAACCCAGCAAUGGUUAUUGGUCCUCUGUUACAACCAACACUUAAUACAAGUUCUGCUGCUAUCUUGAACUUAGUAAAUGGUUCACAAACAUAUCCAAAUGCUUCAUUUGGAUGGGUUAAUGUUAAAGAUGUUGCAAAUGCACACAUUCAAGCAUAUGAGAUUCCUUCAGCCAAUGGAAGAUAUUGUUUGGUUGAGAGAGUCGCACACUACUCUGAAGUUGUGAAUAUACUACACAAGCUUUAUCCUUCUUUUCAACUUCCAGAAAAGUCUGCGGAUGAUAAACCAUUUAUGCCAACAUACCAGGUAUCCAAGGAAAAAGCAAAAACUUUAGGAAUUGACUUCAUUUCCCUCGAGGAGGGCCUCAAGGAAACUGUUGAAAGCUUGACAGAGAAGAAAUUUUUUGGUGUGUGGAGGAUUUUGAAAACAAACAUGUGAUGGUGAGACACCGUUAUGACAUAUUGACUUAUCAAAAGAACUAAUCUGAAAGAAACCAAAAUUAUAUAUGUAUAUGUUGGUGUGCUGGCUUUUAUGAUUUUAUGUCAUAUCUGUCAUGUUAACUUUGUCAAUGAUUUUUAAAAAUGUUGAUGGUGAGCAAUACAUAUGUUAGGGUUGGGAACC
This is a messenger RNA of Camellia sinensis, 1318 nucleotides long. RefSeq names its product phenylacetaldehyde reductase. Gene Ontology annotation, molecular function: oxidoreductase activity, acting on the CH-OH group of donors, NAD or NADP as acceptor. The record is from RefSeq and is a predicted model, not a curated record. NCBI's taxonomy places the organism in Eukaryota, Viridiplantae, Streptophyta, Magnoliopsida, Ericales, Theaceae.